Brachypodium distachyon (stiff brome) is the source of this 1748-nucleotide messenger RNA. Its product is annotated as tubulin beta chain. The coding region runs from base 4 to 1509 and encodes 501 amino acids. The record is from RefSeq and is a predicted model, not a curated record. Gene Ontology annotation, biological process: mitotic cell cycle; microtubule cytoskeleton organization. Gene Ontology annotation, molecular function: GTPase activity; GTP binding; structural constituent of cytoskeleton. Lineage: Eukaryota; Viridiplantae; Streptophyta; Magnoliopsida; Poales; Poaceae. Gene Ontology annotation, cellular component: microtubule; cytoplasm. The transcript has 4 exons.
CGGAUGCCUGGCCGCUCUCUCCGCCGCCUACGGCUAGGCUAUUUAACACACGCUGCGCUCGGCUCGCUCCCCAGUCACCCAGGCUCUCCACAGUCCACACCCCCGCUCCCUCUCCCUCGCCGCCGACGGUUUCUCCUGCGCAAAUCAUCUCAUAUCUCGGCAAAGAUGAGGGAGAUCCUUCACAUCCAGGGUGGACAGUGUGGCAACCAGAUUGGUGCCAAGUUCUGGGAGGUGGUGUGUGACGAGCAUGGUAUUGACCCAACUGGGCGGUACACGGGCACUUCUGACCUGCAGCUGGAGCGCGUCAAUGUUUACUACAAUGAGGCCUCAUGCGGUCGCUUUGUUCCCCGUGCUGUCCUGAUGGACCUUGAGCCUGGUACCAUGGACAGUGUCCGCACUGGACCCUAUGGGCAGAUCUUCCGCCCUGACAACUUUGUCUUCGGGCAAUCUGGUGCGGGUAACAACUGGGCCAAGGGUCACUAUACCGAGGGUGCUGAGCUCAUUGAUUCUGUUCUGGAUGUUGUGAGGAAGGAGGCUGAGAACUGUGAUUGCCUACAAGGAUUCCAAGUAUGCCACUCUCUUGGUGGUGGUACUGGUUCUGGUAUGGGUACAUUGUUGAUUUCGAAAAUCAGGGAGGAGUACCCUGACCGCAUGAUGCUGACAUUCUCAGUAUUCCCAUCACCGAAAGUAUCUGAUACUGUGGUUGAGCCAUACAAUGCCACUCUCUCAGUCCAUCAGUUGGUUGAGAAUGCUGAUGAGUGCAUGGUUCUUGACAACGAGGCUCUCUAUGACAUCUGUUUCAGGACUCUCAAGCUGACCACACCUAGCUUUGGAGAUUUGAACCAUUUGAUCUCUGCCACCAUGAGUGGAGUCACAUGCUGCCUGAGGUUCCCUGGUCAGCUGAAUUCCGACCUCCGGAAGCUGGCAGUGAACCUUAUCCCCUUCCCUCGUCUGCACUUCUUCAUGGUGGGCUUUGCUCCACUUACAUCCCGUGGAUCUCAGCAGUACCGUGCCCUGACAGUCCCUGAACUCACCCAGCAAAUGUGGGAUUCAAAGAACAUGAUGUGUGCUGCUGAUCCUCGUCAUGGUCGUUACCUAACGGCCUCAGCCAUGUUCCGUGGAAAGAUGAGCACAAAGGAAGUUGAUGAGCAGAUGAUCAAUGUCCAGAACAAGAACUCGUCAUACUUUGUUGAGUGGAUCCCCAACAAUGUGAAGUCCAGUGUCUGUGACAUCCCACCAACAGGCCUCUCCAUGGCAUCGACCUUCAUUGGCAACUCCACAUCUAUCCAGGAGAUGUUCCGGAGGGUGAGUGAGCAGUUCACUGCCAUGUUCAGGAGGAAGGCUUUCUUGCACUGGUACACUGGUGAAGGCAUGGACGAGAUGGAGUUCACUGAGGCAGAGAGUAACAUGAACGACCUCGUCUCAGAGUACCAGCAGUAUCAGGAUGCUACUGCUGACGAGGAGGGCGAGUACGAGGAUGAAGAGGAGCUCCAGCCCGAGGACAUGUAAGGAGGUCCGUGGUGCUUUGCUGAGUGGGGUUCUAAGGCGGAGUUUGAUUUGUUUGGUACUUCAUUCCAUAUAUAUUAUUCCCGCAAUACCACCAGUGCUCCACAGUUCUCCCUGUCCUUUGUAUUUUCCAUGUAAUGGCACCUUUUGGGUAUUGUACAACUUAAUGCUGUUCGGUAUAUUCUGCUUUGAGGUGUCUGGAGGACAUAUGAUGGUGAAUUCGAGCCUUUUCUUUGUUUAUA